AUAUCAGCGACGCCUUUGUUAUGUUAAUAACCCCCUGACAUCAUUGGACUUCAAAGGAGGUUAUGGAGUCGAUAUAACGAGGUCCUGCCGCUACACAGACAGACAGAGAGAGAGAGAGAGUGGUGUUCAGAUGAACUCAGUGCAGAGACAGAGUGGGGCUGUGUAUCAGAAGGCAACUUUCAGUAGUGACUCCAGAAUGGAUGGGCUCCUUUAGAUUUGGAAUAAACCACGAAGAAAUCUCUGUGCAGACACCCCGGGACUGAAGGUUCAUCUCGAUACAGAGCGGGCCCGGGACCUAUUCAGAUUUGGAGGGGGUCUGGGACGAGGUUCCUCCUGUUGGUUUGGUUCUGACACUGUUGGCAGAAUGAGAGUGGCACUUGGCUGUGUGCUGGCAUCUAUCUGUACCCUCCUGCUCAACUCGAGGGUCUGCCAUGCCAUUCGAUGGCUUGCUCUGGCCAGGACUGACCCAGGAAUGGCCCUCAACCAGACCCAGAACUGCAAGCACCUGGAAGGGCUGGUCUCAGCUCAGCAGCAGCUCUGCCGGAGUAACCUGGAGCUCAUGCAGAGCAUCAUCCAGACAGCCCGGGAGGUCAAGAAAACCUGCCAGAAAACCUUUUCUGACAUGAGGUGGAACUGCUCUUCAAUCGAACUGGCUCCCUACUUCUCACCAGACCUGGAGAGAGGUACCAGAGAGUCCGCCUUUGUCUACGCUCUCUCCGCUGCUGCUAUCAGCCAUACCAUAGCCAGGGCCUGCACCACAGGAGACCUUCCUGGCUGCUCCUGUGGACCGCUAGCCUCUGAGGCUCCCGGGCCGGGGUUCCGAUGGGGUGGCUGCAAUGACAACCUGAAUUACGGGAUAGUGCUGGGAUCCAAGUUCUCCGAUUCACCGAUGAAGAUGAAGAAGUCCGGAUCGCAAGCGAACAAGCUGAUGAACCUGCACAACAGUGAGGUUGGGCGCCAGGCCCUGAAGGCAUCCCUGGAGAUAAAGUGCAAGUGUCACGGAGUCUCAGGCUCAUGCUCGGUGAAGACGUGCUGGAAGGGGCUGCAGGAGCUCAGCAGCAUUGCCCAGGACCUUAAGCUGAAGUACCUGUCUGCCACCAGGGUGGUCCAUCGCCCAGUGGGCACCCGCAAACAGCUGGUCCCCAAGGACAUUGACGUCAGGCCCAUCCGCGAGAGUGAGCUGGUAUACCUGCAGAAUUCACCGGACUUCUGUUCGAGGAACGAGAAACUGGGCUCCAAUGGAACUCAAGAGAGGCAGUGCAACAAAACAUCCAAUGGCAGUGACAGCUGUACCCUGAUGUGCUGUGGACGGGGCUACAACCCUUACAUGGAGAAGGUGGUGGAGCGUUGUCACUGCAAGUACCACUGGUGCUGCUACGUGACGUGCAAAAGGUGUGAGAGGAUAGUGGAGAGAUACGUCUGCAAGUGACCCCUUUGCCCCUUCUAACCCCCCCCCCCCUCACCCAACCCCACAACCCUCGCUGCGAUUGCCAACCCUCCACUAAGCAAAGCCCCCAUCCUGAAUGCUCUUUCGGAAAGAUCUGCAGGGACACUGGAUGCAAUAAAUCGACGAGGCACUCCUUGAAUGUGUCAGCUUCCUGGGUUCCACCUUUCACCUGGCUCUCUGCCAAUGCUCUGCAGACGUUACUUGUGGCGAACAUGCUGGUUAACAUUCUUUCGCAAAGCCCAGUCUUGCUUCUCUCUGGGCCUGAAGGAGGAGGAGAGGAAGGAAAAUGUCAGCAAAGGGAAACCGUUGUUGGGGGCAUUGACGAUUGUUUGAUCUUCCACUGUACUAGCCCCACUCCCCACUUCACCCGACCUCCUGGCCCAAGGGGAACCCCCUCCCAAUCACUCCAGCACCUGUUCUCUCUUCCCCCACCCUUCCACCUCCCCCCCCACUGCCCCACCCCAUGAUGAUAAAUGUGGUUAGUGGGCGGGUGGGGAGGGAGCGUGAAUGUGACCACCUCGAGGAACUGCUACAGCUCGGCCCAGAGUUGGAUUUCACCUUGACGCUGGAGAGAGCAGAAAGGUUCCCAUCGACAGCGGUGGGUGCGGGAUGUUGGCUGGUGAAGGAGCAAAUCGAGGACAACAUUCCCUGGAAGCAGAGGGAAAUCCGGCCUGCGGGCAGAGGUGAAGCCGGCAGAAUCGGGAUGGGGGUGUGGGAAGGGGGAAUAGACAGAAUGGUACAUGCCAAGGAACAGGCCACACAAGACGGAGCUUCAAAUCAGGAGUGGGAAUAUCUGGGAGAACCCAGAUAGCUCAAACAGUUUCCAGAGCGCCUCUGUCCUUUCAGUUGUAGGGAUCCGGGCAUCUCCAGGUACAGGAAUCAUAAUUUUUCAUUGGAAUCAGAUACUUGCCAAACUCCCAAACAGUUGCAAUGGCAAACAGGAAUUUCACAGCUCUCUGGCAGUGACUGUACAUAUGUAAUCUGUAAAUAGAUUUUCUACUACUGGCUACAAGAUAAUUUUUUUUAAAUCUUGAAAAAAAAUAAUAUUUAUAAGACUUUAGAAUUCUAAGU
Molecule: messenger RNA, 2518 nt
Organism: Chiloscyllium plagiosum (whitespotted bambooshark)
Lineage: Eukaryota; Metazoa; Chordata; Chondrichthyes; Orectolobiformes; Hemiscylliidae
Gene: wnt11
Product: wingless-type MMTV integration site family, member 11
Biological process (GO): canonical Wnt signaling pathway; multicellular organism development; neuron differentiation
Cellular component (GO): extracellular region
Molecular function (GO): cytokine activity; frizzled binding
Source: RefSeq, a predicted model, not a curated record